AUGGAGGCAGGCCCAGGGCUGAGCCUGUUCCAGGGCUCGGACAACAUACAGCUAAACGCUGCGACGCAGGGUCGCGAAGAGGAUGAGGAGCAGGAGGAUAUCAAAAGGCGCGAGAAGGAGAUCCAAAAUUGCAUGGAGAAUGUAUUUGCCGAUUUGGAGGCCGAUUUGGACGACGACGCCAGUUCUAUCGAUAGCAGUCACUACCAGGACAGUGUCAAAGACACGGACUGUACCAAUACAGUGAUCAAUUCCGGCUUGCGGUCGGUUACGCCUAUCAGAGAUCAGGCAGCGAUGCAGUCGCAGAAGGACUACGGCGUUUACAAUAACAUGCAGAAUGUAAAUAAUUACGAUUUCAAUGUGAUAACGAAUCACAGGUCAGAUUCCGACGUGGGUGGUGACGGGACGAUGCAGGCGUCCGACGUGACCGAAUUCGACUAUAGUCGAGUCAGACAAACCGGUACUCCAUUUGUCAAUAAUAGAUUAAACGACAGCAAUAGUGUGCCGGAAACGACGUAUGAAUUGGCGAAACCCCCGAACACCGGGUACACCCGCAAAAUGUACCGCAAGCCGGCCGAGGAAUAUACAUUCGAGAAUUAUCCCUGCAACUACGAGACACCGUCGAAUCAUUAUAACGUGCACUCGAAGGAAUAUUCGAACAACGGUUUCACAGACAGAUACAAGAAUAAUGUACAAAGCAAGCACGAGUUCGGAGGGGGCGACAAUGCUACCUCAGAUCAUAUGAAUCACUGCUACAAGACUAGUCCGAAUGGCAGGCCAAUGGACGACGGUAUAGCGUACAAAACUGCCGAAUAUAACAGCAAGGAGCAACUGGAAGUGAUGUAUACGGUUCGAAUAAGGGAGAUCGAGCGUUUGACGGAGGAACUGCAGCAGUUGCAGUCGGCCAAGGAGGACGAGAAGAAUCAGUUGGGGAGAAAAUUGAUGCUGCUACAGACGGAGGUCAAUAGGACAAAUAUCUCGAAGAAUGAAGCGCAACAAGCGCUCGUGGACGCUAAGGCUGAGAUAGCUGGUCUGCAAAUGCAAAUGGAGUCUCUGAAGGAGAAAAAUGCGAUCUUGGAGAGGACGAAUCAAAAUGUGACGGAAGAAUUGAAUAUCGCAAGGGGCUCUGUUAUGGAUUUGCAACAGAAAAUCGCUGUACUGGAGCGGUCACAGGCGUUGCAGACGAAUGACAAGACGCAUGAGAAGUUUUUGAAACAGGCGCAAGAAAAACACGCGGUCGAGAUGAAAAAUAUGCAGACGCAAAUAGACGUUCUCACAGACAAAUUGAACGCCAAGCUGCAUAAUAUGGACACCAGCAACAAUAGUAUUUGGGAAACGUCAUACGUCGCUCUCGAGCAUAAAUUAGAUGACGUACGAAGAGCGCACGAGACUCUCAUGGUGGAAAAGGGGGACACUAUGAAUCGAUUGGCACAAGCGUUAGAGGAGAGUCAAGCUCAAUGCCGCAAUCUCAUGGCCACAAAUAGCGCCCAACAGGUGAUGCAAUUACAGGCGCAGGUGAAAAUGUUGAAUCAGGAAAAGGAGGAGCUGCACAAGAAUGUGCAUGAGUUACAGAACAAACUGGAGGCAGCUAAAAAUGAUGUAGCGCAGUAUGAUUCAUUGCUCGCUACAACUUUAGAAGACGAUUCUGACUCGAUCAGGCAGAUGAAAUUAGGUGAACAUCACAAGAAAUCGAAACCCGUUGACGACAUCACGAACAAGUUGAGAGGUGAACUACAGAGGUGUCUCGCUAACCAAGCUUUAAAAAGAAAAGAGAUUAAUCGUUUGGAGAACACGCUGUCACAACGAGAAAAAGAGUUGAAUAAAGCCAUGACAGUGGCCGACUCGUGUCGCCAGGAAGCAGCACGAUAUACCAAACGAGUUAACGAGUUGGAGCAAGAGCUGAAAUCUGUAUUAACGGACCAGGCUAUGAAGGCGAAUGUUCAAAUACAAAAGCUCUCUGACCACUUGAACGACGUGAAGAAAAAGUAUGAAUUGUUACAUGACGAGAAAAUUAAUGUGGAGCAAAGAUUGGAGGAAGCUUUAGCUGUUAACCAAGAGAGACUGAAGAAAUUGCAUCAAGAGACUAUGGAACAACAAGAGAAGGAAACUAUCGAUGAAUAUAAUAAAGAAUACUUAGAGAUACACGCUAAAGCCAUAGAAAGAAUAAAGCAAGAAGCACAAAUGGAGAUAGUACAAUUAUCCGUACAACUAGAACAAAAGGAAAAAGAAAUAGAUCAUGUAAAAAAAAUGUACAUAGACGUCUGCGGAACGAAAGAGCAAUUAAUAACUGAGCACAAAAACGAGAUCAAAACGUUAAUGAGCAAAUACGCUACGAUAGAAUCGCAUCAAAAGAAUGUGGAGAAAUUGGAGAGCGAACUGCAAAUACAAGUUAAAUUGUGUAACAAGCUAACUAAGGAAUGCGAGUCCUUCAAGAGUAAAAUAAUCGAGCUGGAGAAAGAUCUGGCUUAUGAAAGAAGAAAGAAGGAGGAUCACACGAAAAAGAUACAUUCCGAAAUAGAGAGAGCGAAAGAAGAAGCGUUAAAUGAGCUGAGGAAUGCGCACCCAAAUCAAGAAAUAAGCCUCCUCCUGCCGGACCAUUGUUCCGAGCACCUGGAGAAGAUCAAUCAACUACAAGAAGAUUGUAAACGUUUAGAGGAGAAGCUUCGAAUCGCUAUGCAAGAGCAGAAGAAAUUGUCCGAAUAUGAGACUGAAUUGGACGAUGCUAAAUUGAAGAUGGCGCAGGUAGAAAUCUCACAGGAAUCGUGGAAGAAGAAAUACGAGAACACCGUCAGCGAGAGGAACGAUCUUUCAGCCAAAGUCUCCCAAUUGGGCGUGGAAUUGUCGAAUUUGAAACGUACCGCGAAGCUGGAGGACUCGGACGACGUGAAACUGAGGAUCGCCCGGUUUCAAAUGGAGAACGAAGCGCUGAAGACUCGAUAUGACAGUCUGCUCAAGGAGAGAAACACUUGCAGGGAGAAGAUCACCGAACUGGAGGCGGGAUUGGCCGCCGCGAGAAAGAAGAUUGCCAGCCUUGAGGGCAGGAUACGAAAGGGUGGCGACGUCUCGUUAGACUCGAGAAACGAAUUAGAGAAGGAGCUCUCUCAUUACAAGGAUUUGGUCGCACAAUUGUCCAGGCUGAGUAAUUCGAAGGAGGGACGCAUGAACGAAUCGGCGUUGGAGCAGAAGAUACAACAGCUCGAACAAGAUUUGCGCGACAAGAACGAGAAACUGAGCAGGCUGAAGGAUCUCGAAAAGAUUAAGUACGAGCGAGACGAGCUCGUCGUAAAAUUGAGCGAUCAGGCUAAGCAAUUUCAGCAGUAUGUGAAGAGCCAGAACCAAGUGUCCGAGUUGAAUCUGUCGCCUCGCAGUGGAGCCGGUAGUACGGAUUUUCAGAAAAUGAAAGAGACUAUGACGAAGGAAGUGCGGGAAGAGAUGGAACAGAAAGUGGCGAAAGAGCUGAGAAGGAUCGGGAAAGAAUUGGAGCAAAAGUACAAAACUGCCGUGUUAGAAUUGCAAACGAAAUACGACGAGAAGAAUCAGGAGACGGAGACUCUGCGCAUGAAAAUCGGCCAGGUUAGUCAAGUUAAUCAGAUUGUGAAGAGCAAACUGGAGAUCUGCGACCGAGAGCUGCAGACGCGCCAGUUGCGGAUCGAGGAGCUGGAAGAAGAUCUGAAGCGAAAGGAGAGCGAAGUCGAGGAAGACAAGAACAUGAUGGCCCAAAUGAUGACCACAUGGGCCAGCGAAGUCAAGGAAAUCAAAGCUAGGGAGGUAGAGAUGAGUCACGAGAUACAGAAGCUGAAGGUGAAGGAGGAAGAAGUGAGUAACGAGAUUAAAGAGCUGAAGGAAAAAGAGAAAAACUUGAAGAGCGAUGUGAACGUGUGGAAAUAUAAGUACCAAACGGCGAAGAAAAUUGCAUUCAAUUACAAGAAUUACGCGGAGCAAAGGAAGGAUUUCUUCACGGACGAAUGCAAACGUAUCGAGGACGGAUACAAAAAGGCCAUGAAUCAAGUACAAGAAGACUUUCAGGAGCAGGAGGAGCGAUACGCCUCGAAAGUUAAAGAACUUGAGUAUCAGUAUACAAACAAAGUGGAACAAAUGCGACUUACACUUACAGAGUACAAAAGUAAAUGUUAAAGUACGUACUAAGUAUUCUCUCAGUAUGCAAUACAGCUUUUUUUUUUUCCCCCCCGCAUAUAGAAACGAUAAAGUGUAGUUACAGAGGCUAGGAAUUUUCUUCGUCUUUAAUUUAAAGCACUAUAUUGUACAACACUUUACUGUUAGCGGAGAUUUUACGUUAGGGACCAAUAUAUACAUAUAGACGAAAUUCGUAUUAUAUCGGUAGAAUUGUUAUUACCGCGUUCGCCGGCUUCGAUUUCCCGUCGAAGCAGAGCGGAACGUCCUGAUCUGUAGUUCUAGAGCUGAACGUCUGAAGUACAAUUAUCUGGUUAAUAUCAUCAUCCGAGCAUUCUAACCGGAUAGUAAGAUUUAUACAUAUUGUUAGUCGUUUACGACGGGAAUGCAAUUAAUGCUGUAAAAAGAAGAAGAAAAAUAGGAAGAAGCCGCUAUAACCGUUAUAUUGUAAUUUUAUAACGCGCCUAUAAUUUAUAAGGCAACAAGGUACACAUGCAAACUCACGAACAAAAGGAAAAAGCUUUAGUCACGUGUUUCUACCGUGCAUUACGACAUAAUACGAUAAUGCAAGACUGGAUCUCUCUAUUGGGUCUUUCUUUCUUUCUUCGCCCACGAAGUAAGAGAGAAUCGUCGUCGUAAAACAUAGACUUUAAGAGUAACGUUUAUCCUCCUCGCCCCCUGUACGUUAACGAAAAUACUAUAUUCCGACAUAAAUCAUUGCUAACAAAGUUUUUACCCCUUCGAGUAUUAGGCGUCUAUUUACAUUUUAUACAUACGUCACAUUAAGAUAAUUUCUAUCAAGAUUGUACAAAAUGCGACUCUCUUUUCACGCGUAUAUAAAAGGAAAUUUUUGUAUAAUUGUUCAAAAUCUCUAAAUUGUAUUAAAGAUUUUGAAUGCGUGGACAGCGGGACUGAGUAACGAAGAUCUGCGUUAUACUUAGUCUUAAUAAUUUACAAAUGUGUAUUUAAGUAACAACUUACUCUCUCGGGCGUUCAAAGUAUCCGAUGGUGUUCGGUAGAAUCUCUUCUCUUGAAAGAUUGGACGCAAAGCGCCCCUAACCGAACCGGAAUAAGAUUUCAUAGUUCAUCGAUCAAUUUCUACUUUCUUUAAUUCUUAUGCAAUUGUGUGCAAUCGCCAAUUAUGCGGAACUUAUCGGUAUCGGUAUAUAAGUCGCGGAGUAUAAUAUAAAUUAAAUGCGCUUGUAUAUCUAUAUCUAGAAUCUUGAUAAGAAUGUCCGACAUAUUGAUACACAUCGCGCGUUUGAAUAAGUAAUUAUUAAUUUACCAGUAUCGCGCUGGAUAUAGAGAGUAUUAUUAAUAUUAAUUAGUUAUGUAUUUUUGUAUGUAGAGUGAAUUAAUUUAUUUUUUGUAAUAAAGAAUUUUAUGUCUCUGUCGAAGUGUCGUUUCCAGUGUAAGAUAAAGUAAUGAUACAACUGUAAUUAAGUUCUAAAGGUCUGUGUGUGUGUGCGUGUGUCGCGUGUAUAUAUGUUGUACAUUAGAAAGAAAGAUACUAUGAUGAAUAGGUGCAUUUACAAUUAUAUUCAAGCCAUAUUGAUAGCUGUGAAGUUAAUUACAUGUUAGAACAAUAGAAAUAACAAAUUUCAGUAUGCAAUCAAUUUUAUAAAAUUUUCAUAAAAUACAUCCUUUUAUACAAACAUCCCGAAUACUGUAUUCUUCAAAAAGAUAUGUUCGAUAUAUCUAUGUUUUAAUAUUGAAAGAAAUUUAGGGAGACUAACAUAUUUUUUCACA
Molecule: messenger RNA, 5877 nt
Organism: Dinoponera quadriceps
Lineage: Eukaryota; Metazoa; Arthropoda; Insecta; Hymenoptera; Formicidae
Product: centrosomal protein of 152 kDa-like
Exons: 12
Coding region: 1-4131 (1376 amino acids)
Biological process (GO): Golgi organization; centriole replication; endoplasmic reticulum to Golgi vesicle-mediated transport
Cellular component (GO): centrosome; Golgi apparatus
Molecular function (GO): small GTPase binding
Source: RefSeq, a predicted model, not a curated record